Cryptomeria japonica (Japanese cedar) is the source of this 648-nucleotide messenger RNA. RefSeq names its product glutathione S-transferase F10-like. Gene Ontology annotation, cellular component: cytoplasm. The record is from RefSeq and is a predicted model, not a curated record. Gene Ontology annotation, molecular function: glutathione binding; glutathione transferase activity. NCBI's taxonomy places the organism in Eukaryota, Viridiplantae, Streptophyta, Pinopsida, Cupressales, Cupressaceae. The transcript is spliced from 4 exons. Bases 1 to 648 code for a protein of 215 amino acids.
AUGGUUGUCAAACUACUUGGACCUGCAUAUGUCUCCAGCAGCAGAAGGGUGCUCGCAUGCCUCAUAGAGAAAGAUGUGUUGAUAAAUGUUGAGUUUGAAAUUCUUCUUGUAGAUCUAUUUAAAGGGGAGCAGAGAAAACAAGAGUUUCUGGCCUUACAACCAUUUGGAAAAGUUCCAGUAGUCCAGGAUGGAAGUCUCAUCCUGUUUGAGUCAAGGGCUAUCAUAAGGUACUACGUGGAGAAAUAUUCAGGACAGGGGUCUUGUCUGCUGGGCAAGACUUUGGAGGAGAGAGAAUUGGUUGAACAAUGGCUUGAAGUUGAAGGUCAGAACUUUAGUCCUCAUGUUUAUGCAUUACGUUAUCAGCUUAUCUACGCCCCAAGGAAUAAUGUGCCUCAGGACAAGGCAGUUAUUGAGAGCAGUGUCCAAAAGUUGGGGGAAGUGUUAGAUGUGUAUAAAGAGAGGUUGUCAAAGAGUAACUACCUGGCAGGGGACAUUUUUAGCUUUGCUGAUCUGACCCAUCUUCCAUAUACUGAAUAUUUAGUGAAUGUUACUGAUAAGGGGUAUCUGAUUAGGAAUAGAAAACAUGUGAAUGCAUGGUGGGAGGAUAUUUCCUCCAGAUCUGCAUGGAAGAGGGUUUUAGCUUUGUGA